Molecule: messenger RNA, 2142 nt
Organism: Aethalodelphis obliquidens (Pacific white-sided dolphin)
Lineage: Eukaryota; Metazoa; Chordata; Mammalia; Artiodactyla; Delphinidae
Product: pre-mRNA-splicing factor SYF2-like
Exons: 4
Coding region: 832-1137 (101 amino acids)
Cellular component (GO): Prp19 complex; catalytic step 2 spliceosome; post-mRNA release spliceosomal complex
Source: RefSeq, a predicted model, not a curated record
CCAGGGCUCGAUGCGUGUCUCCUGCAUUGGCGGGCAGAUUCUUAACCACUGCGCUACCAGGGAAUGCCCCCUCUGUUUGUUUUUAAAGGGAGACUAAAUGAGGCGUUAAGAUAGGUGUUUUUAGACGUGUUAAAACUGAAACUUUGUCUUCAACCCAAUCUGAAUUAAAAAAGGAAUGAGAAAUGGAAUCACUUUCUCAGUAUGUGACUGUGUCAUUCAGUAGUAUCUAAAAUCAUCUCAAGUACCUCUGUACAGUGGAACUCAUACUUUGGGAAAUGCUGUUUCAAUCCAAUCCUAAGCGACUUGCUUACAUCACACAGCUAGAGAGUAGUCAAAUCAGUAUAUUUCUCAGGCCUUCUUACUCCCAAACUAUUGCUCUUUCCAUCUUUACCACAUGGUUCCUUGAAGGCAGUAAAAUAAUACUUAAAGGUAUAGAUGUUGGUGUUUACCUCUCUUCCCCCUACAUGAAAUCUCUUCAGUACAAACACACUCUCACACAAACUUCUCCAGUGGCUCCCUUCCUUUCAGGAUAAAAUCCGUAAGUCCAUUUUGGAUGGCCUACCAUACAAGAUAGGUAACAUUUAUUUGGAUUUGUUUCCAUACCUCUGCUGACAAACUUUGUGUCCUGGUGGUAGAAUGAAGCUCGAAAAUUAAAUCACCAGGAAGUUGUGGAGGAAGAUAAAAGACUUAAAUUACCUGCAAAUUGGGAAGCUAAGAAAGCUCAUUUGGAAUGGGAAUUGCAGGAAAAAGAAAAGAAAAAGAAUGUACAGCAAGAGGGGAAGACUAUAAGAAAGUGAAGUUGCUCGAGAUCAGUGCAGACGAUGCAGAAAAAUGGGAGAGGAAAAAGAGGAGGAAAAACCCCAAUCUGGGAUUUUCAGUGGAGAGGAGUUCUACCCAACAUCUAACAGUCUUCUUCACGGAACACACGUGCCUUCCACAGAGGAAACUGAUAGGAUGGUCGUAGACUUGGAAAAGCAAAUUGAAAAACGAGACAAAUACAGCCGGAGACGUCCUUAUAAUGAUGAUGCAGAUAUUGACUACAUUAAUGAAAGGAAUGCCAAAUUCAACAAGGCAGAAAGAUUCUAUGGGAAAUAUACAGCUGAAAUUAAACAAAACUUGGAAAGAACAGCUGUCUAAUCUCCUUCAGGACCUGUUCUGCCAAAUUGUACCAGUAAAUCAGGACUCUUUUAUAAUUUGUAAAGACAUGUUCUACAAAUCUGUGUAUUUUCAUACUUAUUUAUUAUUCAUUUGUUUUAGAAAAAUGUCUUGUAUUUCUGUGUUUGAAGUGUGUGCUUAAUGUGUGCACUCUGCUAGGCUUAAAAUCCUUAGAUACGAACACAAGUCAUCAUCAUGCUGAAAUCUGUCAUACAUUUGACUUGACCUGGAGUUGAUCUUGGGAGCUUCAGAGGUGAGUUGCUAAAUUGGCACUAAUUCUUCUAUAAGCUAUGGUAGGUAGUGAAAGGCAGGCAGUGGUCACUGGAAAUUCAACCUAAUCCCUCCCUGCUCCAAGAGGUCACAAUUAGCAGGUGCUUGCCUGUCCCAUGUUGUAUCCCAUGGCCCAGGUGCAUUUAUGGGGCAAGCAUAGAGGGUGGGAGACUGAUUCUCCAGUAGCAUUUUACAAAUAUGCCAUCCUUCAAAAAGCAAAUAUCCCUUGGAAGAAGGUAAGUUAAAACACUUGGUGAAAAUAUUAUUAAAAUACACAUAAUACAAUCUUUUUUUUUAAAGGCUAACUGGAAUUCUAACCUUAUUUCAACUGUAACUAAAAAAUUCGGACAUGCGAUUUUAGUAGUAAUUAUGGGAAACAGAGGCUAGAAAACCUGAAGUCAUGAGUAUCCCAUGAAAGUGAAGAUUGUGCCAUGUUACGUGAAUAAAAACAUGCCUAGGCUUGAGAUCAGUAUAAGCUGGGCACACUUACUGAUCAACGAGUAGGAAGCUCUGAUUUAGCUAAUGACGGGUUUAUAAAGAUGGUAAUAUAAAUGCUAAUAAUAAAGGUAUAUUCAGUGUACUGUGAAUAGGGAAAUUUUAACAUUGUGGUACAGUCAUACAGCUACAGAAUGAGACAGAUCUAACAUGAAAAGAUGCUCUUACCUAUAUAAAGAGGUUUGUACAGGCAUAGAAAUAAAAUCCAGGAUGUGCACCAUA